Molecule: messenger RNA, 2274 nt
Organism: Lineus longissimus
Lineage: Eukaryota; Metazoa; Nemertea; Pilidiophora; Heteronemertea; Lineidae
Exons: 12
Coding region: 128-1576 (482 amino acids)
Molecular function (GO): signaling adaptor activity
Source: RefSeq, a predicted model, not a curated record
GUUAUAGUAGGCCUAUAAUACAAACCUCAAAACCCACCAAUAACCAAAGACAACAUGUUUCGAAAUCUUGCCACUUCCUGGUCGUUUUUUUUUCUGUUCUUACUGAUAGAAUAUGUAAUCUAAGGAAAUGGCUGGAGAGCAAGAAACCAAGAACAAGGUGGAUUAUUACCAAGGCUGGUUGGAGCACAGGGCAGGGGGAUCGGGAGGAAGCAAAGAGAAAUACAACUACCUCUAUAUUGUUCUUCGAAAAAGAAAAUUACACAUCUACCCGAGGAGCGAAAUAAAUUCAACAAAUCCGAUUGGGAGCUUGUCUCUUGAUCGCUUCACCACAGUUAAGAGGAAGGAUAAAGGCGGCUACAAGAUAGAGCUGAGUACAGUCAGUACACAGCCUGCAGAUGGAACACCCGUCACAUUCAAACACAACACUUUUAAGUCAACUUCAAAAGCUGAUCGAGACCUUUGGUAUGCAUUCUUAGCUGCCUUUUCUCAGGGGACAGUCCCAGGUAAUGUGACCCUACAUCCCUCAGAUAAGAUAAUGAUUGAAGAAGCACUGCAGGACUGCAUUCGACCUGAUAACCUACCACCACCAGGCAUACCCGGGUUCGAAGCCCCGCCGCCACCACGGAUAUUCCAGCGAGCCAACACGGAGUCUGACAUCUGGACAAACCCACCUUUGCACCCGAAGACCGAUAUACACUCCCCGAUUGACUUGCCAGAUUGUUCCCCACCUCCUGCACCUGGUGAGGGAACGCCUAAAAUGAGACUAAGAAAAACAUCGACACAAUCCGAGAUUCUGUUCAACCGCCCCUUACCAUCCGUCCCAAGGUGUUCGAGCCAGCAGUUCUCUGGCAUAUCAUCCGGGUCGGAUGACUCUAGCAGGCGGUCCAGCACAGGGACAACAUCGCACAAUGAACCCGACCGUACGGAUGGUCCAUUCAUGUUCCACAGGUUUUACACGAAUAAAGGGAACUGCCAUAAUGUACCAUCCUGGUUCUUCGAAAACUGUACCCGAGAUAGCGCUGAAAUGAUACUGACGUUGGGCAAGAGAUAUGGUAAUACCAUGAUGAGAGAAAGCACCACCUAUCGGCAAAGUGGCAGUUACGUCAUCGACACCAGGGAGGAGACACAAAGGGGCAGCAGUAUUCGACAUUUCGAAAUCAUAAGAGUGGCUGAGGGCUUCAAGAUUGACCUAAUAGAUAUUAAGCAUGAACCGAUGGCCUGUCUGACGGAAGUCAUGAAUUUCUUUACACAAUCCCGCGGCGCGGGUUCUGACUCCCGGCCGAUGUCAACGAAUGACAGAAGUUUGAUCGGUCUGCCGGAAGUCGAAUAUGACAGAGUCUUAAAUCCAUAUCAAGCUUCCUCCCCAACAGCCAGAUCUCCUCCUGAUGAGGAAGAUAUCUACACUCUUCCUGACAACUUACGGCAGGGUGAGGGUGCCGAAGACUCCGACCAAACUGGUGAAAAAUAUUACAUGGAAAUGGGCGCGUUGACCAAAAGUCUUAGCAAGAGUGCAUCAAUCCCGCGGCAGAGGCCAAGCCCGAACCAUCAACCACCACAUCAAAUGGGCAACCCUUGACAACCAUAGACGACCAAGGAAGCACGGCGAUCAGUUUGGAUAAACCGAAACUAUAGGUUCACCAUAAACGGAGACUGAGAUGCCUGUUUCAGGCCAGAACAUCUGCCCAUGAUCCCUGAUACUUUGGGAAACGGACCAGAGAAGUGCGAUCCACGGAAUACACAAACAGUCUUUAUAAAUUCUUCCAGUGACGGACAGCAAUAAUACAUUUUUGUCCCUCAAUGUUUGGACAUUGAUACCGAACUGGAAGUAUUGGUUGUCUCACCAAACAUCUGGGGGAUGGAGCUAAAGUGCAUAGGCAAAAAUCGAUGGGCCUCGCCAAGGUUUCGGGCGAAGUGACAGCUCCACCCGAGCGGUGCUCGGUGCCACAACCAAUACCAGCAGUGAGAUAACAAAUUUAUAUUCUAAAACACCUCAAACCGGCUAAACAUUGACUACUUCGUGAGUGCUUCCAUUUUGUACCAAGCCAAGUGGUUCAUGCGGUUAAUGUUACUUAAGACACUAUACAGAAGGAGAACCAAAAGAAAUUUUAACCAGUUGCUUACCUGUUUUUCGCACAGGCCAUGAUAACUAAUAGGCCGCUAGUAUCUUUAUCAAAUUGUUAUACCUGAGAGUAUAGGUUGUAGGUCUAGUUGUACAUACAUGUAUAAUUCUUGAUACUGUGAGGAAAUGGAAAUAGAUGUGUAUUUUAUUGAUAA